This is a messenger RNA of Punctularia strigosozonata HHB-11173 SS5, 759 nucleotides long. RefSeq lists its product as uncharacterized. NCBI's taxonomy places the organism in Eukaryota, Fungi, Basidiomycota, Agaricomycetes, Corticiales, Punctulariaceae. Bases 73 to 552 code for a protein of 159 amino acids. The record is from RefSeq and is a predicted model, not a curated record. The transcript is spliced from 3 exons.
CUCGCAAUCCUUCCGCUCCUGGUUGCCACUCAGGCACCUGCGCCGUUUGGUAUAAUCGCCACUUCACCCGGCAUGGAGUUCAUCCAUCUCCAUCCCAUCACAGCUGCGAACGGUUCGCUCUGGAUUGGCGCGCCAACGUCUUCGCUCUGCCCUUCGCCCAUUCCUCCCGAGGAUUGCGCGCCUGGAACGAGCACCGCCUUCGUUGGAGGUCAACCGGCUCUGGGCCUUGACGUAGAGGUUCCCGGAGGACAGGCAGUCUUCGUGCAGUCCAAUGGUCAGCUCGGCUUCACCCAGGCGCACGUCCCGGUGAUUCCGGACGGCGCGACGCUCACCGGUUUUAGCUGGGAGGCGAUCGAAUCCGACGAAGGCCUCGGACAGCUCUCCACAUCCUCGUUCAAUGCUACGACGUUCUCCGCCUGUCCGAGGGGUGACCCUUACCCUUACCUGGUCUUCGCUCGUGUUCCUCUCCUGAACUUCGAGUCGUGCACGAACUUCGAUGCCGUCACGGUCCCCGUUCCAGGCGGUGGCGCAACCGCGUUUGAAUACAUCUGAUCUCAUUGCUUGAUGAUUGGACAGGCGGUCCGUUGAAUCUAUACACUGUAUUUGGGGAUGCGCUGAGGAGGGGGAGUGAACAAUGUACCGUAUCUCUGGUGACAAUGCCCGAUACCAGUACCUGCUGUACGGGCGAAAGACUUCCUGUAUGACGUAAUAGAUACGAUGCUCUUCUACUUCGUAGCAUUGACUAUUUACCAGUUCUGU